AUGGCCUUCCACCUGAGUCGUCUUCGAGCUGCCAGGCGGCUCAGGAGUUUGCACUUCGUCCCAGGCGGAUCCCAAAAAUUCCUCGAUAAAGCUCUUGCCUCCCGCGCUGAUGCGCUGAUCAUCGACUUAGAGGAUUCCGUCUUGCCAGCGGAGAAGCCUGCAGCCAGGGCAGAGGUUGGGAAAUGGAUGGCAUCCACGCACUGGGGCGACAAGACCGUGUGUGUUCGGAUCAAUCCCUUGGACACCCAGCUAUGGGAGGAAGAUGUGGAAAUGACCAUGAAAGCCGAGAAGCCAGAUAUGUUGGUGGUUCCCAAGGUUUCCAGCCGUGAUGAUCUCGAGAAGUUAGGAGAAAAACUCUCCAAAGUCGAGCAAAAACUUGGUCGAGAAGUUGGUGCCACGACAGUGCUGCCCAUUGUGAGCGAAGUGCCGGAGGCCCCAUUGCGAGCCAAUGAGAUUGCCAGACAUCCCCGAGUUGAGGCGAUCACCUGGGGUGCUGAAGAUCUCUCAGCAGAGCUGGGUGCCAAGCGCAGAAGGGAUGGUGCUGGUGAGUACUUGGAGGUCUUUCAGCUCUGUCGAAGUCUCACCCUUUUGGCUGCUAAGGGCGCCAAGGUCCAGGCCAUCGACACUGUGUACACAAGCCUGAAGGAUCUUAACGGUUUGCGGUCAGAGAGCGAGAAGUCCGCAGACACAGGUUUCGACGGCAAACUCACCAUCCAUCCGGACCAAAUCGACGUCGUCAACGCAGCAUUUUCGCCCAGUCUGAAAGAAGUGGCUGAAGCGAAGGAACUUUUGGAAGCUGCCAAGUCACAGCCUGGAGCUUUCCGUUUUAAGGGUCAGAUGGUGGACAUCCCACAUUUUAAGCAGGCACAGCGCAUCCUGGACAGAGCUGACUUCGCAGGGUCCUCAGAAUCGCCUUCGCCUCCAACAUGGCCAGAGGGUCCAUACCAUGGCAAGUGGUUGGAGGAGCUGACGGAGGGCUUGAUCAUCCCUCAUGCACUCACCCGAACUGUGACAGAAACGGACAACCUCAUGUUUACCACUAUGACAUUGAAUCCCGCUAGACUUCACCUGGAUUAUGAGUCGGCCAAAGGCACGCAAUUUGGACAGCCACUGGUGAACAGUAUGUUUACAGUAGCGUUGCUGGUGGGCAUGUCGGUGCUUGAGACCACUCAUGGAACCACCAUUGCGAAUCUGGGCUUCGAAGAGGUCCUAUUCCCUCGGCCGGUUUUCUUUGGUGACACCUUAAGGGCUGAAACUGAGGUCAUGAAAAACCGACCCAGUUCAUCCAACCCGACCCGUGGCAUUGUCACCUUUGAACAUCGUGCUUUCAAUCAGAAAGGCGAGCUGGUGUGCAAAGCCAGACGCAAUGCCAUGAUGCGAAAGCGGCUCAUGAGUCUGGCGAAAGAAGGCAGCACAAGUCUCUUUGCAAAGUCCUUGGCUCCGGGGCGCCCAUGUGUGAAGAGGUGGUCGGACGAGGCAGCAGCUGAGCCGAGAUUGGCAGAGCGUGCUAGGGCGCAAACGAGUCUGAGGGCAGAAUCAUUUGGUGCAGCACUAGCUCGGGCUCGUCGAUGGGGUUCUGACCGCCUCAGCUGCUCUUCAAGGUCUUCUGCAGGCGGCUCGGGAAGCCAUUCUAUGCUUUCGCGCGGUUACCUCGAUCGAAUGAGGGGAAUGGGCGCGAGGCAGUCUUCAGCACCUUCCCGAGCUUCGAGGGACGUGGCUGUCCAGGCUCAAAGCUGCGUCAGCACGAUGUCCAGCUUGGGCCUCGACACAGCGGCGAGCAUGGCUGACACUCUGCCAGCAAGUGGAAAGGCAGGCAUUCGAAGUCCCAGAACACCCAACUUGACCUUGCCUCAGAUGGGAGCUGUUGCUAUGGCAGAAAGCACGGACAGUGCAACUGCCAAAGUGGAAAGGCAGAGGGUCGAGGUGAGGAAGCCUCGUGAAGACGUGCAGGUUCACAGCCCGGGCUUCACACGAUCGCCGCAAUCGCCACAAAUGUGCCUGGCAUCUCCCCGCGUGGACUUGCAAAGCAAUUCACGGGGUGCCAGACACAAGGACCCAGUGGACCUCGCUCGGGCUUUUGCGCAUGGACAUUUGAAUGGCGCGAACCCUCGGAAUGAAGCUUCAAAGGUGGGGCCGAGAAUUGAGACAAGACUCGUGACUUCGGUUGAUACAGAGAAGGCCAUGGCCAUGGAAGCGAUGGAGCGCGUGGAGACCGAGACUAAAGCUGUGCGAGCUGUGUCCGCCGUCUCUGUCGUCUCUGAGGACGUGGCCUCCAGACUCCAUCAUAGCGAGCCGGUGGUGCGCCAAGCUGCUGCAGCAGCCCUUGGUGCUCUAGGAGAAGUUGCUGCGGAACAUGUUCGUCAACUGGCCAGCCUCAUCGAGGACGUGGAUUCUGGAGUUCGUAGGGCAGCUGCAAUUGCUUUGGGCAACCUUGGGCAGAGAGCUGUUGGGCAUGCUGAUGCUUUCCUUCUGAUUUUGUGUUUCAAAUUGUCGCUCCUGGGCCUGGUGGCCCAACUGUUGCGCGGUGUCGCUCAAACUGCCGUAGCAGGCAACACAACAACGGAGAGCAACCUUGCUGGAGCUGCUAUGGCGUCCAGUGCAUGCUUGAGGGGGGAGGUGGGAGGGUUGGGAGGGAGAUGUGCAGUGCUGACCAGCAGGGUUUUGCCCUUGUUUGCAGUCUUUGAUUUGCUGUUUUCUCCCAUGCGAGUCCACGACCCAAGUGUUUUGCAGUUUAUUGAAAGCAUCAUGUCAAGAACGCAAAGCAGCUUCCUGGGGCGUUUAGUGAAAGCACUUUUGCCAGAGGUGAAGUGGUUGCAUCGCAACGGGCUGACAAUCCAGGAACAUCAAGGAAUGCUACAGGUUCCAACGCCCAAAGGCUUGCUGGUCUACAACCACACAGAGACCUUCGGAUCUUACUGUGCAGCUUGGGAUGCCAGACUUCCUGGUUUGUGUGCCUCUCUAGGAGAGUGUCAGCAGUCCUACUGCUAUGUGGAUCCCUCGAACUGUUCCACUGCCAGCUACCCGACCUCAUACUUUCCUCAACUGGGCUUGCAGUAUUCAUACUUGACUUGUGGUGACUCAGAGAGCCAGGAGGACUUUGUGAAGCAGAUUCGCACUCAAUUGACCGGCCAGACCUUCCGCUUCGCAUAUCCGGCCAGUAGUCGGCCCUGGCACUACGAGCAGUACGGCGGAUGGACCGGAUCAGUAGCUAGCUUCUUCCAACAGCUCUCGACGACAGCAGGGUUUCAAACUGUCCAGAAGACUGUUUCACAAGCAUCCUUGAGCCUAUUUGCUUCCCCCUGGGAUGCAUGUGUACACGAUGUCCAGAUGCAGCUGAUUGAUUUCUGCAUUUCAGUGGUCAUGGAGACAGACACACGUCGACAGAUGGCCACCUUUACCAGCCCAAUCCUUGCAGGGAACAUGAAGUUGAUGGUCAAAAAGGAGGUGGCUGACAAUCGCUGGGAUCCCGCUUUGGGAUAUGAGUCUGUUUGGUUCAGCUUCUUGAAGCCGUUCUCACCCAUGCUGUGGCUCUUAGUGGCUAGCCUGGUCUCCACUGCUGGAGUUUUCUUCUACUGGGUGGAGGAGGAAGAUGGGAGUUGCAGUUGCAGUUGUCUGCAUCCCCGCAGAGCACUUCGAGGCCUCAGUGCAAUUUGUGAAGGGCUGCAAUAUGGAACUUUGGCCUUCUUUGCUGGGGGUGACCUUGGCGGCGCCAAGGUUGACGACACAAAGACGAGGGCCGGAAGUGCCAUCCGUGUAGGCUUUGCCGUUUUCACGAUGGUCAUGGUUGCGACCUACACGGCCAACCUGGCUCAACUGCUGGUGGUGAAUGCACAGCAGACAACAGGUAUUACAAGUGUCAAGGAUUGUGACCCUCCAUCUGCAAUCUGCCAGAAGGUUUGUGUCCUCCAGAUCCAGUUGAGCUUGGUAGGCGCCCAGCAUCCCACCAUGGAUGUGGUCACAUUCCCCAACUCAGGGGAUUUAUUCGCAGGCUUGUCAAAUGGUGACUGCCAAGCUGCUAUUGUUCCUGAGCAUGACGUCCUAGCACGAUCUGACUUUCAGGAAUCGAUGUGUGCCAAUGGCUUUCACCUCGUCGGUGAUGCCAUUUUCACCGUCUAUGUUGGCUUCGCAGUCCGACCGGACUUGGUAAAUGCCCUCAGCUACUACACGUUGACCAUGGUGUACCAAGGCAUCUUUGCUUCUACAUAUGAACAGUUCCGAUACAAGAAAAUCGAUACAUGCCUGGACGAAGUGUCAGAAGUGGAGGAGGGACAACUCACAGCCUUGGACAUGGCAGGAGUUUGUCUUCUCUUCACCGUCUUCUUGCUCAUUGCAGUUGGGCUGCGCUUGGCCAAACGAGGAGUCCACAGGGUCAGGAGCACAAUCAGCAUGCUCUCCGAAAUUGAGAAGAUUCAAAACGAAAGUAAAACUCUAGAGAUUCCCAAUGACUCACUGGAGAUUGUGCCAGGUUUGCCUGUGGGACCUGUGGGACUAGUGCCAGGUCGCGACGGCUGUUUCAUUCCAGUCUGCCAGUCGUCAUGUUCAGAAGAUCCAUUUUUUCUGCAUCCUUUGGCCUUUUUCAGCCUGAUCUUCAUGCCAGCAAUGAGCCAAGAUGAGCUGACGAGGUUGGUCGCCUUCAGAGAAGAGGCCACGCUUGAGGAGUUGGAGGAUGUUCGAGACAGACGUUUCUGCGAUCCCAAGUAUGUGACCUCCUUUUUGAGCAACUUAGCCAACGCCGGCUUGAUCGAACUUGCGGCGAAUGCGGUGACAAGCCUCUUGAAAGCCAGUCUGCAGGUCAAUGUGUACCACUACAGUGUUUUGGCUGCAGCAUUUGCGCGGAGGACUAGCUGGGAAAGAACCCUGGAGACUUUGAACAACAUGUCUGUGUGCCAUGGCCUCAUGCCCAACCAGUGGACCUACAGCACUGCUGUCCGUUGUAUUGGAGGGCAAUGGCAAAGGGCAGUAGCUGUGCUGGCCGGCAUGCGGGGUCGCUUUCUAUCUCCGAGCGCAGUUGUGCUUGGUGCUUCUAUGAAAUCCAGCUCGGCAGGCCACAUGUGGCAGGCUGCCUUUCAGCUGUUGGCCAGGUUGGCCUUCAGCCAUGGGAUGCAGCCUGGAGAAGCCACGUUUAACUCGGCAAUUCCUUUGAAGGGUGGACUUUGGAUGGCCGGAUUAGGUGUGAUGCUGCAGAUGUAUCGGAGAGGGAUCUUGGCAGAUGUGAUCACCUGGAACUCCUGCAUAGCUUCAACUAGAGAUGAGCCAACCAGCUGGUUUGUAUCCAUUCACUUUCUUCAGUCCAUGGCAAACCUGGGCAUCAGACCCUCCCUCCCCAGCUUUGAUACUGCAGCUAGUGUGCAAGACUGGCGUCGAAGCCUACUUCUGGCCAGAGGUUUAGCAGGCCUGGGGUCUGCCCUUUGUCACAGUGAGUGGUGUUUGGCGAUGGACCUGUUGUGUGCCUUCCCUACAUCAUCGCUCCAAUCCGACAGCCUUUCAGUGAACCAAGUCAUAAGAUCCAUGGAGAACUGGCGCUGGGCCGUGCGUCUCUUUUCCAGCGAUGCUCGGGAUUUGAUCGGAGCCAACUCAGCACUGGGAGUCUGCGGAGAACAUGGACACUGGGGAGUAGCUCUGGCCCUGCUUCAGUCUGCAGUCCUCAAAAGGCUCCAUCCUGAUGCUGUAAGUAGCACUGAAGUUAUGAGUUCUUUGGAGAGAUGUUGUCACUGGAAGAGUGUUUUGGCAAUGCUUCCCCGAUCAAUUCUUGCAUCCUGCUCCACUGAUGUAAGAGACAGGCAAAAAUACACAUGUGCUAUCGUGGCUUGUUCGAGCGCAUCCUUUUGGGAGAAGGCAGUCGAGCUUUUUGAAGAAAUGGCAGUUCUUCGAUUUCUUGACUCUAUCAGUCUCAAUGCUGUGUUGGAGUCGUUCAGUUUCUCAGCGACGGCGUGGUCCAAUGCUUUGGCCUUUCUACGAGGGAGUGGGACCUGGUCUCUGAAGGCAGAUCCAGUGAGUUGUCGCGCCACCAUCAGCGCCUGUGAGAAAGUUGGCUGUUGGCGCCAUGCCUCGACUCUGAUGCGCUGGUGCCAGGAUGUGAAGCUGCACUUUGACCAGAUGAUCUACAAUUCUGCAAUAAGUUCUUGUGAAAAGGCGCAAUGGAUGGCUGUGGCCUGGACAGAUUCCGGCCAAAAGUGGUGUCACUGCUGCCAGCUUUGA
Molecule: messenger RNA, 6198 nt
Organism: Cladocopium goreaui
Lineage: Eukaryota; Dinophyceae; Suessiales; Symbiodiniaceae
Source: the annotation of a GenBank genome assembly